Frankliniella occidentalis (western flower thrips) is the source of this 5915-nucleotide messenger RNA. RefSeq names its product centrosomal protein of 164 kDa (gene Cep164). NCBI's taxonomy places the organism in Eukaryota, Metazoa, Arthropoda, Insecta, Thysanoptera, Thripidae. The transcript is spliced from 20 exons. Gene Ontology annotation, molecular function: protein binding. Bases 111 to 4715 code for a protein of 1534 amino acids. The record is from RefSeq and is a predicted model, not a curated record.
AUUAAAUCCCCCAAAUAACGGGACAAAAAAAAUUGUCAACUGAGGGACGCUAGGCCAACCCUCGUCGUCUUGACUGUCAAAAUCGGCUGAAACGUCGCCAAUAAUGUAAAAUGUCUGGGCCUUCGUCUCCUAAAUCUUUGGUUUGCGAAGAAGUUUUCGACGAGCGCAGCCAGCCUUCAAUAGACGAGGUCCGUGAGUUUGCUGUACGAAUAGGUAUUGAUCCUGAUGCAGAGGCUCACCUUUUACCGCUGGCAAGAGAGGGUCUUUUGAAGCCAUUACCAAAAAAUUGGAAACCUGUAUAUGAUUCAAAGAGUAAGCAUUACUACUAUUUUAAUUUCAAGACAAAUCAAACAUCAUGGGAACAUCCCCUUGACAACAAAUUUCGUGAAAUUGUAAAAAAAAGCCGCUCUGAAAGCAUUAGUUCUGCUGGAGAAGAAGAUUCUAAAACAUCCAUUAAAGAAGAACUGAAGAGUUUUGAGGAAGCAGGGACAUCAGCUGUUUUUGAACCUGACAAUUCAUCUUCUAUCAGAGAUAGUCAGAUGGAUUUUUCAUCUGGGACACCAGUUUUAAAAUCAGCUCUCAGUCCUUUGCGCUCUUUUCGGAAGGAAGAUCAAGAAAACUUAUCACUUCGAAAAGGAAGAAGUAAACCAUUCUCUGCCAAAACUGACCAGUUAAAGCCAAUUUUCACCCCAAAACCACUUUUCUCUCAGAAUUCUAAUGAAUCUCCAAAGAGUUCUGACAAAGCACUGCAAAAGUCAUCUAAGGCCAUCUGGGACGACCUAUCUUCUUACCUAGAUGAUAAUGACGAUGGUGACAAUGGAGAUCAGUUGAAAGGGCAUGCAGGAGACAAGUCAAGAGGAGAUGGAAAAUACAUGUCGUCCUUUGAUUAUAAUUUGCAUACCCAGGACAAGAACUUAGAGAGUCCUGUUUCAUCAAUAAUUGGUCGAUUUACUGUUGAUAGGGUAAAAAAAAUUGAUAUAGACUCACAGACUAAAAGGCUUGAUUCAGAUGGUGCAGAAGGAGAUCGUCGAUCCUCAGAUCGGUUCUUGAAAAGUGGAUAUGUUCAGCCAGAGUUUACACUUUCAGGUGGUGGAUCCAUAUUUCUCAAGUCUAAUAAGAAAAAAACAGAAACUUCAAAUCCAUCUAAACUGACUUCCAGUCAAGAUGUAAAGUCAGACUCCUUCAGUGAUAUUAACUUAAAAUCUCUUGACAGCAAUUCAAAGGAGCCUUUGAUCAGGUCCAUUAAGUCAUCAAUGCGAUCACUGACAGCAUCUCCUACCGCAUCUACAUCAUCUACUCGCAGUAUUCUAAGAACACCACUGACAGAAAAACGAUUGUGGGAUGUUGACCCCCAGCACAUGUCAGCUUCAGAAAAAGCUUUAUGGAAGCAACAGGAGUUGGAAGAGGAAAAAAAGAGUGUGCGCUUUAAUUUAGAUAAGGAAUUGAAUAUUUCUUUUAAAUUGUCUGAUUCUGAUAGUGAUACUUCAUCCGAGCGAGACCACGUUGAUGAAGAUAUUGAAUGGAAUUCAAAUGCUAGUGAUGAUUUGGCAAUGGAACUAAAACAGCUACAGAAAGUGAACACCUACAAGACUGAAAAAAUAUCCCAAAAAGAAAGUCAUAUGAGUCCUUUGGAAGAAUGGGCCAAGGAGACGUGGUUUUCAAGAAAGCCACCUUUUACAGACAAAACUGACGGAGAUUUGAGGUCAAGUCUUACAUCGGCCUUGAAUAGUGCAAGCUUAAGUGGAAAUGAAUCACCCAGAGGAAGGCAGUCACCAAUUACAGAUAGCACUUUCAAGAAAGGAGCUUCACAAGAAAAUAUGUUUCAUGAAUCCGGUCAAUCUAUUACUAAUACUUCUUGGCAACAUACUGAAGACCCUCCGAUUUUGCAAGAGCAGGUUGUGUUCAAAGAGGGUGAAAGGAAAGAAAGUCAUCCCUUAAACUCACUUGAUACCAAAUUGAGUCAAAGUAUAACCUCCCAUGAUGAUUUUAACCUGAGUGGCAUUGACAAUUUGUUGAUCAAUUCUGCAUUGAGAGAUUCUUCUUCCCUUUUUCCUCAUGAGCCAAAUGAACCAACAGAAAGUGAAAUCAGUCUAUCUGCUUCCAUCACUAAUAAACUGAGAGGUCUUACAAGCAAAGAGGUGCUCUCUCCAGAAAAUACCAUAUCAAGAGAUAUGAAAGCUCGUGAGCAGGCCUUUCGUGACUGGAAUGUGAAAUUGUCAGAUGGUGAGAUGUACAGACCACCACUGUCAAGGCAGCAAUCACAGCAACAAUUGCAGCAAAUAAAACAACAAAUUCAAGAACCAGUUAGGGCUGGUGAAAGAGAUCGUGCAUUGCGUGAAUGGAAUGUUACUGACAGUAUUAAAGAUUCACGUCCAACUCAAAGGACUUCAGAAUCUGUAGGGGAAAUUUCUUUGCCACCAUCUGAAAAUCUAGAAGAGGAGAAAUCAAUACAAAAUUCAAUUGGAAGUGAGUCAGAACAAAGUAAAAAUUUAGCUUUUCCUGGUUCAAGUCAGAAAUCUGUUUCUGAAUGUAUUGAUUUGCAACCUGCAAGUAGUGAUUUUGAGAACAAACUUGAACAAGCAAUUGAAAAAUUAAAAGUAAAUUACGAUAAUUCUUUGAAAGAGAAAGAAAGUGAGCUAAAAGACAAAUUUGAAAAGGAUCACCAGGAAAUAGUGAGGGUUUAUCAAGAGAAGUUGAAGAAAAAAGUCGAAGAAGAAUCAAAAGCAAAUGAGCUUAAGUUUAAAGAACUCAUGUUUCAGAUAGAGCGUGAAUCAGAUAUUCGGCUAAAACAAAUGAAAGAACAGUUAGAGCAUAGACAGAACUGUGCCAGUCAAAAGAUAUUAGAACAACAUCAGCAAGCUCUAGCAGCUCAAGAAGUUGAAAAUCAAGCUGCAAUGCUCCGAUUCAGAGAACAGCACAGCGCUGAGAUGAAAACUUUACGUGAGCAGUUUCAAAGAGAGGAAGAGCAAGUUCGCAGAGAACAACAAGAACGUAUUGUCAGUUUGCGAGAGGACCGUGAUGGAAAAAGAAGUAGAGAUAUCACUGACCAUUUAAGAUCUAUAGAAAAAUUACGCUGUGAAAAGCGCUUGGUUGAGGACAAAUAUAGAACGUUGAAAGAAAAGUAUAUUAAGCUGAAAGGUGAGAUAAAAGCAAAUCUUGAAAAAAAUAAGGAACAAAAGGCAAAGGAAUCUCAACAAAUUGAUGACAAACCAAAACAAAGCCAAGCUGUAACUGUUGAGACAGAAGCAUCUACUUCUCAGCAACAGUCAGACCGAUCCUCUGAAACAGAGUCAAGACCCAAAACAAUGAGUGCUGGUAGUUCAGGUACAAGUAACUCAUUGGGGUUUCAGAAAUUUCAGUCCCAGAGCCAACCACAGGAGCAACUGAGUCAAGUUUUGGACCCACCUUCCCCAGCCCCUAGUAGUGGGCCCUCUGGGUUGAUUAAAAACAACAAUAAUGAUGUAAAUGAGCCCAAUGUGCCUUUUUUAGGGAGGAGUUUUUCUAAUCCACCUUUUCAAGAGAAAAAUCUAAAUCCAAACAGAAAUGGAAUAGAUCCAUCACAGUCACUUUGGUGCAACUUCGCCCACUUCAAAGCAACUGAAAGAAAUGGAAACAUGCCUUCUGAAAGUUAUUUGCAUCGAAAUUCUCAAGAUCUCAAAGUCAAGCCGAAUGAAUUUUCUCCUCUAGAAGCACUCAGGCAUCAACUUAAAACUUUGGAUGAGCUUGAGGAACAAUUUCCCGUGUCAUCUGUAACUGAUGCAUACCUUCGCUAUCCAUUUUCAGACCAAGGUUGCAAAGAGCUGGAGAGUGCUGAGUUGGAGUUUUUCCGUCAUAGAAUCCAUUUAGAAAGGGACAUGAUCCGUCAAGCAAAAAACUCCUUGCAAUCACAACAAAGUGAAUACCGGUCACGUAUCAACAAUUUUCAAAAACGUCAAUCUGCCUCCUCAACAUCACCUAAUACCACUCUUAAUCAUAUGGCAAAAGAGGAACAGGAAUUAUCAGAUAUGGAAGCUAAAAUCAGGCGUACUCAGAAUAUUUUAGGAGAGAAAAUGAUUCACUUACGUCAACUAGAAAAUUCUCUUAAUCGCAUCACUGCUCCAUCUUUGAGAGCAGAGAUAAAUGGAAGGAGGGUAAAUGAUGUUCCUGAGCCAAGAUAUGCAGAUCAAACAAAAAUAAAACAACACCGACGUUGGGAUUGGAAGAAUGGGGGCAAUGUGUUGGGAGUAGAAGAGGUCAGUGAUGAAAUGUCUUCAGAUAGUGGUGGAAGUUCAGGCUUCAGCAGCAUUGAGUAUACAUCUGAUGGCACCUUAGGGUCACUUUUGAGUCACAAAGGCUCUGGACAGAGAUUUAAAAGAACCUCUGACAAUACAGCAGACAUUAACAUGAGUCUUCAUAAUCUUAAUGCUGAGAUAAGUGAAAUUUGGAAUGUUUUGUGUCGGCAACGAGCUGCUGCAGGAUUAGGUCCUCCACCACUUUUGAGUGCCCAACCUUCAACAUGGGUGAAUCCCACCUCUCAACAUUUGACCACCAACUUAAGCUCUAGUCGUGCUGGAAGCCCUUCAACUGUACAAUCAGUACCCAAGGUUACUUCAGACAAAAAUUCGUCUUUAAUUGAGCGCACAAACAAUCUUCGCCAAUGGCUGCACAAGGCUAAAAUGAGUGCAACUCUCCCUGCACCAGCUCCUACAGUGGAUAGAAAUGAGGUGUCCUUUUAAAAAUACAAUUUUGUUUGCCCUCAGCACCUGAGUGGACUUUUGUUUUCUAUUUUAAUCUCUUCUAGGUUCUUGUGUUUUGUUUCUUGUGGGUGGGUUAUAGACAUUUUUAAUGUUGUUCUGUAGAUAAGGCGUCACUGAAAAGUAUUUACAUUGGCUGUGGUUUGCUGUUUGUUUGAAGAUUUUAAUUGUAUGUGGUGUAGCGUAGCGUAAUUACUUCACUAAUUUUAUGAGAAUGAACUUUUACCACCAUCUCAUGUAUUUUAUGGUGAAUAUGUUUAACAUUCAAGAUAGUUACCUUAAAUAAUUCCAUCUUAUGAUCUCAAUUGUGAUGAAUGAACUGAGAGUGAAGUCUUUAGCUUUAGUACUUUUUAUUGCACAUAUUUUAUGAUUUAAAUGGCGUUAGUAAUAAGAAGUACUAUAGCUGGAGUAUUGAUCUGAUUGAAAUGUUACCUUAAGACAUGCACUUUCAGUGAAUAUGAUGUGGUACCUGUAGAUUUGUGAUUAUACUUUCAACGGCUCCUUUUAGCCAGUUAGCAUGAAUAUGUAUGGUAUUCAUUUAGAAUUUUAUUUAAAGAUGAAUUAUUUAUUAUUUACAAAUUGUAUCUAGGUAUGUCCUGUUUUGGCAUGCCCAAACUUAUUUAUAUUUUGUUGUGUAACAUAUUAACAAUCUUUCUAGUCUGACUUUAUCUGUGCAAUUACUGGGUUAUUGAUUUAUGCUAAAUUUUAACUUAAUGAACUUCAUAUUGUUUAUUGUAAAGACAUUUAACUGCAUACCUCAACUCUAGCCUAGGCUUUUAACAUAGAACACCUAUUUGCCCCAGAUAGUUAUUGGCACACCUUAAAAGCACAGAUGCGAAAUUCAAUAGCCCUGUGCUCCAAACACAGCAACUGAGUAAAUUAUCACAAGAAUUCAAAUAAUCUGCUUAUUUUACAUCUAUCCGUCCUAGUACUGCAUGUAGCUCAAAUUCCCGUCCAUCUCUUUCCCCAUUAGGAAUUUGUACCUAGACUGCUUAUUUAGGUGUGCAAUAUUUGACACCUGCAUAAAUCAAAUGGCCUGGCACAAUGCAUUUCAAAAUAGAUUGGGGUCAUCAAGCAUGAAAGUUUUCAUCCAAUCAAUAUUGCAAAAGCAAUCAGUUAUUGAUAGUACUUUAACAUAUCAUGUACUUGAAUGUUGGGCUCAAUAAACCACACAAUGAUGUA